UCGGGAUAAAGGUUAACGAGCGAUAUUGUUUCUAGCAACGUCGUUCUGGAGACUGGCACGAAGAGAAGAGAGAAGAAACUUUUUGCACUCGUUUUAAAAGCGUGCGCAAAGACAAACUCACCAAAGACAUCAGCUUCCGCUGUGACAAAUGUACGAUAUUUUGUAAAGGCGGAGGAAAAUUUCUGCGGAGCGUUUUGGCAAGAGUUGGCGUGAUCUUUGAAGGAGUUUACCGACAGGUUGCAUGGCUUACUGGUGUUCGCGGCACGUCUCUAGCCACGGCGCGCGACGGAGCGAGCAGGAGAUCGUUCUCUCAGACCACUAGAUGAGCUAUCAAGAGACUUGGUGCAUCAUCCUCCUCUUCACGUUCGUUGCAACGCCAGAGACUUGAGACUUCCGCGCAGCGACUGGGCUUGAACUCCAGUCGAAGAAGAAGAAGAAGGCGGAGUCUUAACUUAUUAAAAGGAACUCGCCGAGGCUCGGUCGCAAAUAUGAUGAUGAUGUCUCUGAACAGCAAGCAGGCAUUCGCCAUGCCCCACACCAGUCUGGCCGAGGCCAAAUACUCCAGUUUGCAUUCUGCGUCCUCCUCUUCCACUUUGACUUCCAACGCGUCCUCCUGCUCGACGUCCAGACACAGCAACACGAUCAGCGGCGGCGGCGGCGGCUCGGAGGCGAUGCGCCGAGCAUGUCUCCCAACCCCACCGAGCAAUAUAUUCGGCGGAUUGGAUGAGAGUUUGUUGGCCCGCGCGGAAGCUCUGGCGGCGGUGGAUAUAGUCUCGCAGACCAAAAGCCAUCAUCACCCUCCUCAUCACAGCCCCUUCAAGCCGGACGCAACCUACCACACCAUGAACACGCUUCCGUGCACCUCCUCGUCCUCCUCGUCGUCGUCCGUGCCCAUCUCGCACCCGUCAGCUCUGGCGAACCAUCACCAUCACCACCACCAUCACCACCACCACCAGCCGCACCAGGCACUGGAAGGCGACCUGCUGGAUCACAUCACUCCAGGACUGGCACUUGCUGGAGCCAUGGCCGGGCCAGACGGCUCGGUGGUCUCCACGCCUGCGCACCCCGCUCACAUGGCAGGCAUGAACCACAUGCACCAAGCUGCCAUCAACAUGGCUCACGCCCAUGGGCUGUCAUCCCACAUGGGCUGCAUGAGCGACGUGGAUGCAGAUCCCAGGGACUUGGAGGCAUUCGCUGAGCGCUUUAAACAGCGUCGGAUCAAACUCGGCGUGACCCAAGCGGAUGUAGGGUCAGCGCUGGCCAACCUGAAGAUUCCCGGCGUAGGCUCUUUAAGCCAGAGUACCAUCUGCCGGUUUGAAUCGCUCACGUUGUCCCACAACAACAUGAUCGCCCUGAAGCCCAUCCUGCAAGCCUGGCUGGAGGAGGCUGAAAAGUCGCACCGGGAGAAACUCAACAAGCCCGAGCUCUUCAACGGGGCCGAGAAGAAGAGGAAGCGGACCUCCAUCGCGGCCCCCGAGAAAAGGUCCCUCGAAGCUUAUUUUGCUAUUCAGCCGCGUCCGUCCUCAGAGAAAAUCGCAGCAAUCGCAGAGAAGCUGGACCUCAAAAAGAACGUAGUGCGGGUUUGGUUUUGCAACCAGAGGCAGAAACAAAAACGCAUGAAAUACUCGGCCUGCGUCUAGCUCGACCAGAAGACCAACGCGACGUGUCGAGAGACUCCUAAAACUGUUUAGAGACGAUUUGUAAAAUAUUUCUUAUCUCACACCUUUUUCAAUCAUCAAUAACUUGUGCAUUGAACCAGAAUUUCAUGACAUUCAAAAGAGACAUUUGAAAAUACCAAAUCACUGUCACGUAUUACGCAAAGGGGAUGUGGAAUCAUUUAAAGGAUCGUUUGACUGAUCAAGUAAGACCAUUCGUUUUUCCUCACUUAUUCUAGCACACUUUCUAUAUCAGAGGAGCAAGACUCUUUAAACCUCAACCAGACAGCCUGCCUGAAGCUGAAUAGCGUAUUUUAGUCGUUUACCAGAAAGUGUUCUGUAUCGAGCUACACACAA
Molecule: messenger RNA, 2012 nt
Organism: Onychostoma macrolepis
Lineage: Eukaryota; Metazoa; Chordata; Actinopteri; Cypriniformes; Cyprinidae
Gene: pou4f2
Product: POU class 4 homeobox 2
Exons: 2
Coding region: 489-1640 (383 amino acids)
Biological process (GO): regulation of transcription by RNA polymerase II
Molecular function (GO): DNA-binding transcription factor activity, RNA polymerase II-specific; RNA polymerase II cis-regulatory region sequence-specific DNA binding
Source: RefSeq, a predicted model, not a curated record